AUGCAUCCGUUCAUGUGUCCUUCCGUGCAUCUGUCCAUACAUCUAUCCAUGCAUCCGUUCAUGUGUCCUUCCAUGCAUCUGUCCAUACAUCCUUCCUUGCAUCCGUUCAUAUGUCCUUCUGUGCAUUUGCCCAUACAUUUAUCCAUGCAUCCUUUCAUGUGUCCUUCCAUGCAUCUGUCCAUACAUUUAUCCAUGCAUCCGUUCAUGUGUCCUUCCGUGCAUCUGUCCAUACAUCCAUCCAUGCAUCCGUUCAUGUGUCCUUCCGUGCAUCUGCCCAUACAUUUAUCCAUGCAUUUUAUGUGUCCUUCCGUGCAUCUGUCCAUACAUCUAUCCAUGCAUCCGUUCAUGUGUCCUUCCAUGUAUCUGUCCAUACAUCCUUCCGUGCAUCCGUUCAUGUGUCCUUCCGUGCAUUUGCCCAUACAUUUAUCCAUGCAUCCUUUCAUGUGUCCUUCCAUGCAUCUGUCCAUACAUUUAUCCAUGCAUCCGUUCAUGUGUCCUUCCGUGCAUCUCUCCAUCCAUCCAUGCAUCCGUCUAUAUAACCGUCCAUGCGUUCAUCUGUGGAAUUAUAUCAUGUAUCGCUAUAUAUCUGUCCAUGCAUCUGUCCAUGUAUUCAUCCAUAUAUCUACACAUUCAUCCAUAAAUCCCUUAUAUAUCCACCCAUAUAUCUGA
Dracunculus medinensis (Guinea worm) is the source of this 669-nucleotide messenger RNA. NCBI's taxonomy places the organism in Eukaryota, Metazoa, Nematoda, Chromadorea, Rhabditida, Dracunculidae. The record is from the annotation of a GenBank genome assembly.